UCCCACCCAGAGAAGCUUCAAAGUCCACACCGCUGCAUACAUCAAAGACGCCGAUUGGCCAGUCGGCCCCUUGUACCAAUCCCAAUGUCCCUCUGAUUGGUCCGCUGCACCGUCAGUCAGGCGGGAGACGCCCCUCCAUCCGAGCCCGCUUCUCCCUCUCCUCCUCCCGCAGCAGGUUGGGUUGAGCGGUCUGCUAGGGGACCGUGGACAGCUCCCGUCUGAGAAGCAGAGUAACGCAGGAGGAGGAGAGGGCUGGAUAUGGGGGAGCCACCGCACAGGCCCGUACGAUCGAGAUAAAAACAUUUUUUUUUUUUAUGUGCACCUACCGGGGAAAAUACACAAAGACACCGAGCUGGAGAGGCCUUAGGAGGACGAGGAAACAACCGAGGAAGUGAGGAAAAAGGGGGAAUACGGCUACUGACCCAUCCCGGCGCAUCAGGGGAGAAGCAGCGAGAGAAAGGAGGAGAAGAAGGAGACAUAAUUCCGCUCGACCCGAUGGACUGAGAGGACAGAUGAAUGAAGACUGCCUACACUAACGCCUAUCGAUGCCUGGCCAAGGACCUGGACGCUUAUGCCAUGAACACGGACAUGACAAUGGACGGCAUUGGCAGCCUGCAUGGCGGGGUUUCCGUGAGCUCCGUGGUCCCUGAUGUGGAGCUGAUGAGCGGCCACAGCCCGCACCACGGCCGCGGAAGCUCGUCGGGGGGACACGGGGCAGCGGCGGCAGCGGCGGCCACCCUGCGGAUACACCAGGACCUGGCCGCCGCCGCCGCGUCAUCCCGCUCUGCCAUGGUGUCCGGCAUGGCCACGAUACUGGACGGCAGCGGGGAGUACCGUCCGGAGCUGUCCCUGCCGCUGCACCACGCCAUGAGCGUGCCCUGCGACACGUCCUCUCCCGGGAUGGGGAUGAGCGGCACCUACACCACCUUAACCCCGCUGCAGCCGCUGCCCCCCAUCUCCACCGUGUCGGACAAGUUUCACCAUCACCACCAUCACCACCACCACCAGCGGCUCUCCGGGAACGUGAGCGGGAGCUUCACCCUGAUGCGGGACGAGCGGGGGCUACCGGGCAUGAACAACCUCUACAGCCCGUACCACAAGGACCACAUGUCCGGGAUGGGUCAGAGCCUUUCCCCGGUGCUGGGUAACGGCCUGGGUUCCAUACACAACACCCAGCAGGGUCUCCACAAUUACGGCAACACGACGCACGGAGGCCACGAUAAGAUGCUGAACUUCGACGCGCACCACACCGCCUCAAUGCUGGCCAGAGGGGACCACCACCAGCACCGAGGCCUCGGUGGGCCGGCGGCCGGGAUGAUGUCGCACCUGAACGGGAUGCACCACCCGGGGCACCCGGCUGUGUCCUCGGCGGGCCACCACCCCCACCCCCACCUCCAGUCUCCAUCCCACGGGCCCGUGUUGGCUUCCACCAGGGAAAGACCGCCCUCCUCCUCGGGGAAUCAGGGGGUGAACAGCUCGGGGCAGCUUGAGGAAAUCAACACCAAGGAGGUUGCGCAGAGGAUCACGGCGGAGCUGAAGAGGUACAGCAUCCCCCAGGCCAUCUUCGCCCAGAGGGUGCUGUGUCGCUCCCAGGGGACCCUGUCGGAUCUCCUGAGGAACCCCAAACCCUGGAGUAAACUUAAGUCGGGCAGGGAGACCUUCAGGAGGAUGUGGAAGUGGCUGCAGGAGCCCGAAUUUCAGAGGAUGUCGGCCCUCAGACUGGCAGGUGGAAGUACCUCCAGUUACUCACAGCUACCAGAGCUUCAUGAUGAUCAACACAAGUCCAGUCAGGAAAUGCCAGCGUGCAAACGGAAGGAGCAGGACACAGCGAAGGACCGCAACAACACGCCAAAGAAGUCGCGGCUGGUCUUCACCGACCUGCAGCGGCGCACCCUGCUGGCCAUCUUCAAAGAGAACAAGCGGCCGUCCAAGGAGAUGCAGCUCACCAUCUCGCAGCAGCUGGGCCUCGAACUCACCACCGUUAGCAACUUCUUCAUGAAUGCCCGCCGCCGGAGCCUGGACAAAUGGACAGACGACGGAGCAAGCCCCGGCGCCCAAUCUUCAGCGUCCAGCACUUGUACCAAAGCGUGAUAAUAGACGGCAAGGAGGGGAGGGAAGCGACAGGGAGGGGUCCUGGGCGGGGUGGGACGGGGUGAUGGAGAUACGGGGAGGGAUGGAGGGGUUGAGGGCACGGGUCGAGGUUUUGUCCGGUUGAAGCGAGGAGGAAAACCUAACUUUUUACAUUUUUUUGUUUGUUUGUCUGUUUUGCUUUUGUCGAGCGCGACAAACUGAGAAAGGGGCUGCUCACUGCGACGAAUUGUUUGUAGCCUAACCGCCUAUUGCAAAUCCAUCGUGAAUCCAUAAUGAAGCUGAAGGGUAAACUCACUUAUAAAAACCUAGAAACCUCACUGGGAAAAAUAAACUUUUAAAUCAUAGAUUUUUCACUGCAGAUGUCUCCUUUAGGACAAAAGGCUGACACACUAGCCCAAAUACCAAAGACUAGAAGACAAUGUAUGUUUUCUAUUAUGCAAUAUAUAAGCUAGGAACCAACCAACCAAAUACGAAACCAAUGAAAGCUUUAUGUCCGCAGAAUGUGCAAGAAGCUCUGGGAUAAGAUCAAAAAGAUUCUCUGCGGAAAUGUCGUAGUAUUUUUACCUACAAAUGUCCCAAAGAUGGCAAUAAUGCAUCUGUUUGGGGCAGAGUUGAAGGCUUUCACAUUCAGAAGUCGGAUUCCAGAGAUUGCACAGUCAAAUUUAGGAAGCUUUUAUGUUUUUUUAACUAAACCAAAGAUGUAUGAGGGUCCACUUUCUAGCUUGGACAGUGUGCUGAGUUAGCAGACUGGAAAAGCGAGUGGACUUUACGUUAAAAUGAUUUCGUCACAUACAAUGAUUUAUUUAUCUAAAUCAGUAGGUAGAGGGUUCAACUUGUCAGUUUAUGUAUCUGUUCAUUAAUGGCUGCGUGAUGGAGAAAAAAAACUGUCCAAUAACUGUGUUCAUUUGGCUGUGCAGUCUCCGAUUUGAACUGUCAGGCUCACAAACACUAACAGAAAAACCAAAGCUUGUUUGAGAUCAGAAUUGAAGAGUUGGCUUCCAAAAUAUUCUAUAUCCAUUUAAAAAAUUGAUCUCUGGAAUAUAUAUAAUCCAGGUUGUAGAUGGAUUAUUAUUUUUCUUACAUAGUGACAAUGUAACCAACUUUUUUUUUUUUCUCUAAAAAGAGCAACAUGUAGUGAUUUGACUCUUUAAAGGGGGCAGUGAGGAUUCCUAAAGUUAGGAAAAGGCAAAAUAUGCAAGCACAAAAAACAAGAAACAAAAGCAUUCGCCGACAUGUAGAAUUACAAGCUUUCUCUCUCAGCAUACUUAGCAUCAGUGGAGUAUUAUUAUAUAUGAAUAUAUACAACGUAUGUGAGCACAAUCUUGAAGCACAUUUUCUUUGCAAUAGAACCGGGGCUCUCUGCCAAGCCGAGUGGUCUUCACAUCUUAGAAAACUCAGGAUACCAUUUUUUCUAAACAGUGGCUGAAAUCCAUUCGGCAUCUGUCGUUACACACUUUAAUGUACGGAUGCACAUACACACACGUAGCUACACUCUGUUGCAAACAAGCAAAUACACGUGCUUUACAGAAACACACACAACUUUAAAGAGUCAUUUCCCAAACGUUCCCCAGAAUUCCCACCCUGACCGAAACAUUGUCAGCGAAACCAAAGCUAACCAAAGUUUACCCUGGCUUCACCCACCCAUCAUUUGUUACCAUGCUAACUCAUCCAUUAGGGCAGCGUUUCCAUCUAGAAUCUUUGCAUAAGUUAGAAUAAAGAUGCUAUUAACACCACUAAAAUCUGGUGCUGUUUGACGAUGACAGCAGCAACGGAAUUUUUUAACAAUUUGAGGCAAAUGUGUGGUGAACUAAAGGUAGAUUUGAGAUUUGAAGGCAUAUUUUUUAAAAUGCACAAACUCCACAUGCAUCUUCUUUACAGUUACAGCUCUCUUUCAGAGCCCAAACACCAAAUCCAGUCUAUGAUUUUGCCCCUAUUUAGAUCGGUGUUAAAUAAAAUGGGGGAAAUCCCUGUUCAUAAAUAAAAUUUCUUUAGACACAGAACAACCACAGCGUCCAGAGAAUCCAAGAGCCAAGAGAGUGCUGAGCUUUCAGAGCUCCUUGGCUAUCAAUAAAUCAGCAGAAGCUGCAGUUGCACACAAAUUGGUUUCUUGAGCCAUUUCUGCCAAAGUUUUGUGAAAUGAGCACGGACAGCACAGAAAAAGAAGCAGUUUGACACUUGAGGCCUAGGUAUGCUUCAAACAUGUUGUCUGACUACAUCUAAAGCCCAAACUGUUUAUACCUGCUCCAAAUGGCCACAUUCGCCCCAUCAUAGAGAGGGGCGAGGUCCAAUAAAUCAUACAAAUCAUACAAUCUGUCCUCAAAGGCAUCAAUGGUAUUGGACUAUACACGAAAAGUGAUUGAAGUAGUUGUAGUGAAGUAGAAGUAGUAGUGAAGAAUGUAAAAGGAGAACUUGAGAUAGAAGUUCAAACCUCACAUACCGUCACACCUGAGCACACCUGGCCAAUCACUGUGUAAAGGGGAGUGAUUGUCGGAUUGUCUGUUUCGGAAAGUUACCUAAAUUGUCAAACGCGGCUCUCCAUUAUUCCAAUCUAGGAAAGAGAGUUUGUUCGAAGCGUACGCCCCUUUUUACAGAAGAGCUGUCUAGUUUUUAGCUAAUGUGAUCAAAAACUCAAAUCUUACCUUACUCAACACAUAAUGCUUGAAGAUUGACACAAUAUUUCAGUGUCCAUGUCCAGAGCCUGUGCAUCUUUUACAAAUUUUUGACUUCAUUGGUUCAUCAUUGCUGAAAGAGGUCCUUGGUUGAAACUUUCUGAGAGCCUCGCGGUUUGACCUGUUGGUUUAAAUCCAGGGGUAGAACUAAGAUGCUUUUUGGAAGCCUAGAGCUGCCAUCACAGAAACCCUAAAAAACUAACCACAAACUCUUACUGCAUCAAGUGACAGACACAACAGCAGAACCAGUAAACCGCCUGAACCCGUGGAGGACGAACUGUCCAGGCGAAUCAGGGCCUUUGUAAUAGUUAAAAGAGGACAAUCUUAAGACGAUGCCUGGCAGGUUCGUCUCUUCCAGAGGGGUCAGCGGGCUGGAAAUCGGAAAGACAGGUAUUGACGCUGCAAACGCUAAUAAGGUUAUAUAUUCAGGCUUCAAAUUGGGUUCAUUCAUCAAGAUGAGAAAAUGGAACUUUUUCCACUUGUAAAUUAACUUGUUUCCUUGUUGACGGUGGUGACAUUUACCACUCAACAGUUGUUUUUGAGACAAAAGAUUUCGAGGAGAAAACUCGAGAUUAUACUCAAAAUGGAAUUUGUUUGCAGCGUAGUAGAGUUGGAUGCUCGGUAAAAAAGGACACAUGGACUGAGACACAGAGGCAAACUUUCCCUGUCUGACCGUCCUAGUGUCCAGACAAACUUCACCAAAGCAUCCAUUGCUACCAAAACCCACAACAACCCAUUGGUUUUUACUUUGAUACCCUCACACUGUACAGCCUUUACACAUGAUGUAAAUACUAACACACCGCCACCACCUCCUACUCCAUUUUAACAGCCUGUGCCAUCAGCAAUCACCUCAUCAAUCAUCUCUCACUCAAGCUAUCGAACCAAAAAUAAAACCAAAAACCAAAGGAAAGGCGUUAGUGAGCAGCCCCUGCUCCUUAGAAACCCUAGGCUGAGUCCCAGUCUGGUUAGAGGCAAGCCAAAGGCUUUAAGAACGAUGAUUAAAAAAAAAAAAAAAAAAAAAAAAAUGGACUUGAGACUUUUUCUAUUUAUUGACAAAUCGAAACCAAAGAAAACCUUUUUCUGCACCUAACUGUUCCAACAAAAUGGAAAAAACUAACUGAAGAUGGAAGAGAAUUAUUACCAAAAAAAAAAGAAAGAAGAAAACAAAAACAAAAAAAGAGUGGUGGCGACGAUGUCGAGGAUGGAGGAUGACGACAACGACGACAAGGAGGUUAGAAGGAAGGAUGACAUCAUGGGAUCGGAGAAGUAGCUUUGUUCCGCCUGAUGUUGCGUCAGGUCAUCUUUAAGGGGAAGCAAGUUUGGGGACUGAAAAGGGUAAAACCACACGGGAAGGAGGGAAGGAGCGAACGGAUGACACCGUCGGCUAUUUUCUUGCCUCCGACUUCCAAAAAAAGGCAGAACAUUAAUGUGUCUCUCACGGUUGAAGAGUGUCUUUAACGUGUGCCUAUGCAGUUUUUCAAAGUAAAAAAUGGUUAAAAGAACAACAGAAACCUCAUCAGCUAACAAACCAAAGAUUCACCGUUAACUCAAGUCGCAGUCCUCCUCCCCCCCCGAAAAGGUAAAUCUGGACUUUUCACUCGGUAAUUAUUAUUCUACUACAUCUGUUGUAGCAAAAAUAUCUAGCUUAAACUCCCCACAGCGGACACUUUGUACAGAUUUGUACAGUAGGCUAUUGUAUCUUUCUAAGGUAAAAUGAAUACAUCUGGUAUUUUGAUUGGUCAUUCCUCCAGCAUGGCAUCAACACAUCAUAGUAAUAAAUCCUUCACACCCACGGCUAUGGCCACAUGUUACCACAAACUUUUGACGCUCAAAAAGAGAUAAACGAUUGCAAGUUUCUCAGAUGGCUGCUGUUGCUGUUUGUGCGUUUUGUUUUUCUUACCACCACAAGUCAUUACCUAAUCCACAGGACAAAGUCUACCUCCAACAAUCUCCAGCAGUAGAAACAAAAGCUGCCAGGCAACAGUACAGUGACGGUUUAUUCCCCCCCUGCUUCACAUCCAUACAGUUUGACACAAGCAGCUCGGUGUGUCAGGAUUGAGAAAAAAUAUCAACUAGUUGUUAAUAGUUACUUAAAAGCUUCCAUCUUCCCUUUUGCUUCCACCCACCGGGGAUUCAAAUAGGCCACUUUUUUCAUUUUAAACUGGCUGUUGUCCGGCACACUUCCUACUGCGGAGAGAGUGACAAUGUAAUGCUAUGUGAAACGUACAGUGCAUACCAAAGAUUUUCUGCUGUACAAACAGUAGCACACUGACACCUUUUUUAUUUUCUCCAUACCCGUUUAAGAGUCUAAUACAGAUCCUGGAUCUGUAAUCUAGAUCGAUCAAUGUCUUUUACACAAAGUCACUCACAGUGUUGUUUAACUCACUGCCUCUGAGUUUUUUAACUUUUCAACCCAAACCCAGAAGAUACCAGCUGAAGCAGACUGGCUCAGGUUGUUUCGAGCAGGAUUUGGACCGUUGUACCAAUUAUGACAUUCAUCAUUUAAUCUACAAAUAAAAAUACAAAGCAAACAAAAAAAGAAACUAACUGAAAAACUAAGUGUCAUUCAUUCUGAACGCUAAGUUCCACAGGGGUUUCGAAUCCAAAAUAGCAUCUCACUCACUUUUCUUGUUUGAGAUACGUCAAUAACAAUAUGAAUUUGAAACGUGGAAACAACCCACUGAAUUCCAGUUAUAAGUAGCAUAGAUGUGGUACCAGACCAAAUUCAAUGGACGGAGGAAAAUCCAGGGGACGAAAGUCUGCUAGUUGAGUUUUUUAGCUAACAAAAAAAGAAGCAAUGCUGGCUCGGGUGGAAAAGUUUUGAAACUGUCUAUCAUAACAGCACAGUUUGUUAAAGCUCGCACUGCCAUGCUGGAGGAGGAGCCUCACAGAGAAAGUGAUCAUUGGGUAUGCUAACCGUCCGUAGCUAACAAACCCACGUUAGCUUGUUCUUUAGGGGGGAGGAACUACACUGCUGCUCCAUUUAUACAACAACAAUAAAUGAAACAAAACCAAAAAAACACUACGCCCACUGAGAGAAACUGCUAAAAUAUCGGUCAAAUAGCUUUAUCCUUAAUUUUCUCUCUCUUUCUGUAUGUAAAGCUUCUAGUCCAAAGAAAUCCUCCGCCCACCUGACCCUCCCAUCCUGCUGAUCACGCCCAACGGAGGGGCGUGGCUUGUGGAUCAGGGGGGUGGCGGCCAUUUUCCAUUCCCACUUUGCAGUUCUGUCUGGAUGUAACACAGGCUAAACCUGCCAAACCAAAAAAAAAAAAAAAAAAAUGGGUAUGAAACCAAAAAAUGUCCCAAAGAGGUUUUCAUUGCUUGUUUAUUUUUAAGUACUUAAAACAAUUAUUUGCCAAUGCCUAUGUGUCUACUAUUAUUGCUAUGUUCCUUCCUAGGUUUUUGCAAUAUGUGAUUUUCUUUUUUUAAUUUAAUGUAAUUUAUGUUUUCUUUUUAAUUGUGAAUUAAUUUAAGCGAACAAAUUUUGUUGCCAAAUCUCCCUCUGAACCCUUUUACCCUUGAUGAUUAGCUUUGCCAAAGUUUACAUUGUAAAUGUUCCCUUUUCUUUCUGUUCUGUAUUUAUUUAUGAGGUGUUUUAGAACACACUAGUUUUGUACUUCAUAAUUUAAUGUUAUUUAAUUAGAUGUAAUUGUUUUUUGAUGAAUAUUUAUGGGUAUUUAAGAAUAGUAGGUUGCAUCAAAGAUGCAGUGCUUAUGCCAGGCCUGUUAAUUUAUUCUUAGUUAGCUUUACUUUAAAAAGCAAAUGCAAUGUUGUUUUAUGAAUGUUUAGACUUAAUGACAGAACAAUGUAGGAAUGUCAGAUUAGACUUGCGUACUUCUGAAUGUCAACACUUGCUCUCACUUUUUAGCCAAUCUAGUUUUUUGUCCUGGUAAUGAUUUGUCUUUCUUUUUUCUUUUUUUUUCGAAAAUGAAAACAAUCUCUUUAUGACAAAUAUUAGCCUACUGAAUGAUGAGCACUGCAUCUGUUUAUUCUUUUCCUCCCUGUGUUUUUGUAUGGCUAAUUUAUUGGGGUUUUUUUGUUUUGUUUUUAAUUUGUUUGCCUUCUGCUGACCAUUGUUGAACAAGCAAUGAAUUUCAGACUGAUGUUCUAGUGACACUUGAUCAGGUGAAGUAAGGGCCACACGUUGACAUAAACUGACUCACCAAAGAUAACUGGAAUCCUUGAGAGGCCAAUAAACAGCGUGUGUUUACAUCCGCGCAGCUCAUACCCUGGUUAAGGUCUUAUUCAUACAUUGAAAUUAUAUACAGUAUUAACAUGUUCAAAAGUGCCAUUUUAUGUCCCAAGAAGAAAGAAAGAAAGAAAGAAAGAAAGAAAGAAAGAAAAGCGUUUUAGAAUCAAACCGAUGUCUUGUCUCAUACAUCUGCAUAACUAAAUUGAACAAUAUCAUAAAUGCUCUUAGACUAUGGAAGGCCAAAGAGACCAUGGGUAAAUAUAAUUGUAAUUAUUUCACGUUAAGGACAACAUUUUUAUUUUAUGAUCACAACCUUAAGAAGCCCCUAAGGAGACAUGAGCAACAGCUUUUCUAGUGCACACCAGCUUUAAGGAGUAACUUAACACUAAAUCCACUUUUCAAGUUAUUAAAUAAGAUGUACAGUCACUUUAUUUCACUAUCUAUUGAUCCCGCUUUCAUUUUGUAGCGUUCAUUGCAACAGAAGAGAAAAUCCAGUAAUUCUGUCAGGGUGUGUCAACAUAAAGUAUGACGUGCGAUUAGAAUCCCAGAGAAAACCUGCUGAUAUCCAACUUUUUCUAUGAUUCUCUAUGUCGGUAUAAGAUCUUAUCCAGGUUAUUGUAAACAGAAUGGGAUGUUAACACACAGCACCUCUACAGGAAAAUACCUGCUGUGUUUCCUAUUUCCCCCCCAAAUAUUGGUGUGUGUGUGACUGCGUGAAUGCAAACACACCAACUUGUUUCACUCGUUAGGAAGGAAAACUGAGGAGUCCCUUAAAGCUAGCUGCUUCCAAGACUGACUUUGUGUGUGUGUAAAAAAAAAAAAAAAAAAAAAACUUUCUAUUUCAAUAGUGAGAACCAGAGAGGCUACCUCACUGACUUUCCAUUUGUCCUUUUAAUCGUGUUGAUGAAACCAAAGAAACCAAAGAUUUUUGUCGUCUUCAGUACGGUCUGCGCUCAGCUCCAUGCGUUUGUGCUCUUCUCUUAAUGAUGUUGCCUCAUAAUAUCCUCUUUUCUACUUUCUCCUUUUCUCUCCCUCCCUCUUUCUCUCUUUUCCCUCCUUCUCGCUUGGCCUUGCAUUGUCUCUUCUCCUUGAAAAGACGUGAGUGUGAAUCGGAAAGAGGCAGGUGUAGUGCGGGGAUGCUGGAUAUCAGGGAGUGCAAGCAGACAAAAGGCUUGUGGAGAAGAAAGAAAAGAACUCCAAACUCAAAUGUAAAAAAAAACAAUUGUUAGGCAUUGUUAGCCAGAAAGAUGAUAUAUAUACUGUAUAAUGUAUAUGUGACUGGCAAAUAAUAAUAACUAAUGAUGAUCAGAUAUGGACUCAGGGGGUUCUGCGUUGUCCAUUGUCCGUUUUUUUCCCAACACAAUUUGCCAUCUAAUUACCGUUAGCAAAACAAGGUAAAUAGUUACCCUAUUUUGCUAACGGUAAUUAGAUGGCUGACUGUUAUCAACGUUGUGCUGCUUUGCAGCCACAGUGAUGCAAUGCUGCUUUAACCCUUUGUACUCAAGGCUGAACUUUUCUGUUUAAGUGGGAGGAACUGUACUUAGGUACAGGGGUGCUUUUAUCUGAAUGCUAACAUUAGCAUGUAACAUCUUACCUGUCGAAAGAGACGUCUGUAAAUCAGUGGAUACCUUUUUUGGGAGUGCCACAACCCCCUGCAAAAUAACUUGUUUUACCAUCAGAAUGUGAUACAUUCGGUCCAAUAACAUUUGGAAAGAGCCUAGAAGAGCCGCAUAAUUAAAUAAUUUCAUCCCCAUUCAAGUUAGCGGAGUAAACCUAGCAAGCUCAGCAGGCGGCGGUCCAUAGUGUGCCUGCUCUAUGGGCCCCAUAAUGCAGAAGCAGCACCGUACAUCCGGGUAAUUUAAACGCGGCAGUUUAGAACCUUUUGGGCUUCAUCCACCACUGAGCACCUCUCAUAGGAAUGAACAGGGCUCCACCUCGAACAUUGUAUCCAGUUCUUAUAAUACAUCCAUGGCUCACAAUGCCAACACUAAAAUGCUGAUGUUUAGCAGGCAAUGGUUACAAUAUUAACCAUCUUUAUUUAGCAUGCUAACAUUUGUGAAUUAGCACUAAAAGUCAUGUCAUUAGUCUUAGGUAUUAGGUAUUUGGUUAUAGACCAAACUAUAGGACAAAUAGGAAGUUUGACCUGAUGAUGGCGCUACAUUAAAAAUCACAGGUUCACCAAAAUGAUUACAAUUUAUCCUGUGGGGACCUUGAAUAUCUGUCCUAAAUUGAACGGCAAUUUAUUUGAUAAUAUAUUAGAUAUUUUAGUCUGAACCAAAGUGGUGGACCGACCAACCGAUUGGUGAGCAUGGCUAAAAAUCCUGCAGAAGCAGCAUUUUGAUUGAUGUUGAGACUGAACAUUUAAGAGUAAAUAACGUAGUAACGCAAAAACCCUCCAAAAAUGAAAUCUGAGUUUGUUGGUGAACUUUUUGGUUCUGUUUUACGGCCCCUAAACUGCCUCCACACAACCAAAAACACAACCCUGAGAUAGAUGAUGUUACUAAAAAAAGUCCAUGGACUUUAUACUGAUCACACACUCCUAGCUCAUGCAGGAGAGUGAAGGACAAGUACAACUACAAGUUGUCUCAUGUUUUCAUCAGUGUGGUGAUUGAAGGCUGAGGAGUCGCAUCUCUUAGAAGACAUGUCAUUGUCUAUGUAAUCAUUUGAUGCAGUUAAUAAAACAACAUUGUUUUUCCAUUAAAGCAGCAAUAUAAAAGUAGGGUUAGGUAUAUACAAUGGUGCCAUUUUUCUUCCAUUUUUACAAGCAGUUGGCUUAAAAAUGAACCAGGGAAGGCCAAUGGCGUAGUAACAAAUGUGUGGCUUGUCCUGGUUAGAGUCAAGGGUUGAGCCAGUUUUCAGACUCCUGCUGUUGCACUUUGCGUUUCCAAAAAGCAAACAAAGAAAACACAAGACAAAAAGACGUAGAGAUCACUUUUGUUGCAAAGUAUGAGAUAACCUUGGAUGAGUGCCUUGCUUGAACCAAAGCGAAGUCUAGUCCUCUCCGUUGUGCUACACUUUCUAUUUCUGUGAAAAGUAAAUACCUCAGCACUCUGAGUUUCCUCUUGCUCUCUGGUACUUUGCAAUGUAAUCAGCGCAAAGAAAUCCUGAGUCAAUACCAAAGGCUUUUUGUUCUGUUUGACUCUUUCCUUUUACUAUCCCCUCUCUUUUUCUUUCUCUAUGAUGUCUGAGCUGGGUUUCCACGGGAAAGAUCUGUUUUUAUAAGCUUAUCAUCUUCUCACAGCUAUCUAGAAAAAAAAAAACAAGUCCAAUCUGAUUCCCCUUGUGUUUUUAGACGGAUCUGAAAUGAUGAGGCUACAGCUACAUUAACUGAAAAAAAAAAUAGUUUAAAUUAAAUUUGAGUUAUUAGCAUUUGAAAACGAAUCUCAUGUUUGUUUCAAGCAGCAAAAUGAGAUGGAGUCAACACAUGGAUUAAUACCAAUAAUACAAAAGUUGCUAAAUACCGGUAGGCUAUAUUACUUUAUGAUCAUCCAUGAUCUAGCCGAGUUAUUUCGUGCUGUUAACCUGUUUUCUCAUGAACACAGACUAAUCUUUUGAACUUAUUAUAAUAUCAGUCUCAACACAUUCUAACGCCCAUCGCAUCAAAAGUCACGCUUGGUCAGGUGCCUUUGGUCAGGUGUUUGUUAUUGACGUAAAAAGUCUCCUUUAACGUCAUAUUUAGACAUACUCAGUCGGGACUCUCGGCGUCACUAUUUGAAGCUCUGGAUCGGGACGGACGUUUAACUGACAAAGAACAGGACAGUUAGGUUUAGGAAAAGAUCGUGGGUGGGGUUACAAAAUGUACGUUUCAGUGACACGCGGGACAAGAACGGGACACGAACCCCCGGUCUCCUGGAUAAAAGUCCGUUAUAAAAGUGUUGUUGUUUGACCCAUCCACCACCCCAACCAACCUCCUUAUGCUUUCAGUCUUUUAUACUACACGCUAGCAUUGCCGCUAAAGGGUGAUUUUUGCGUCGUUUUUUCCGUCGCUGAGAGUGAACCAAGCGUCAGUAUUUUAAGAGUAACAUAAGAAUAUGUUCUUGGGAUCACAGGAUAGUUGUUUUAUGAUUAAAGGGACGCACAUAUUUUUUUCUGUUGACUGAAAACCAAGCUUGUUCUUCUGAGAUCUUGAAUUAACUAAUCGUGCAGUCUCAUCUUUAUUGGCACGACCAUUAAAACAAACAGUAUUUAAUACAAACUAUCUGACCUAAGCUUUGUUGGAAAUGCAGCUCCUUCCCACCAUCCUCCUUCUCUUUCUUCAAAUGGUUGCAAAGCUUUAAAUGAUGAAAAAGCAUGAGACAAACGUGUGCGAGUUGUGCGCACACCGUGCUCUCUUUACCAAACUGUUGCAGAUAUACCUCAUAGACACUAGUGUUAGGAUGAUGUUAUAAUAGCGUAUGUCAUAAAUUAUUCACUUGCUUUUCUUCCUUUUUUUUUUUUUGUUGGUAACUGUAACUUUAAAGCGAAACAAAUGUGGGAAAAAAAGCUUUACACAUUUUUAAGUUGUGAUUUUUUUGUAAUAGUUAAAAAGUUGCGCUAAAACCAAAAAUGAAAAAUGCUUGUUUUCUUCUAUGCUCUCUUUCUUGUUGAUGUAUUGCUGUUUUCUCUCUGUCCCAUCUGCCGAGGAUUGAGUGAUUUAUAAUUUCAAAUCUUUUUUUGUUUCUUAAUUUUAGUCUCUGGUUCAUUUGAAGGGGUCAUUGUCCCCUCAUGUGGAAAUUCUUAGGAUUGGGAACGAAUGUUGGAAUGAUGCCCAGAAUAAUACCGGCUUCUUUGAUCCAUCGGUUUUGUUUAAAUCCAGCCACUUUUUUAGUUUGUUUUUAUGCAUCGUUUUUUUAAAGUCAUGUUUUGGUGUCCUUCCUUUCCUGUUCUAAUGUUAGCAUCACAGUUACAUUAUCCGUACAGCAGUGCUAUAGCCCAGAUUUUAUGCAUGAGUAUAUUUACGAUUAGCUAGCCGUGUAAUGCAUUGUGAUACUUAUUAGUAACCUUAUUAUUAUUAUCAUCCUCUCAUUUCAUUUCCAAAAUGGUACGCUAUACACACAGAACUUUGCGUUGCAUCUCGCUAAUGUAAGACCUUUGACCUGCUAAUAUAAACCUUGUUUCCAUUUAAAUCGGGUUCCGAGGGCGAAGCGUCAGCGUCUAUGAGAAAACAUCAUGAGGUUUUCCAUGAGCUACAGACAGUUUACAUGGGUUCAUCAUGCAGCAGUCUGUAAUCAAAGCUGAAUCAAGUCUGCAAAAUAGGCUUUGAACAACAAGAGUGAGAGAACAAAUGGCCCCAUGAACAAAAUAAAGUAAGACGAAAAACAUCAAAUGUUUUUCUCUAUCUAUCUGGAUUUAAGUUACUUCAGCAUCAGAACAUUGUUAUUGGCAAGAUUUACAGAGUUUCAAAGAGACGGGAAUAUCAAACGGAAAAAAUUAACUCAACAAGUUUGAAAGGCCAAAAUAAAUAAAAUUAUGUUUGUAUUAAAGUUCAUGCAGUGUUAGUUUAAGGAAAACCAAAGUACAUUUUAAAGCACUUCUAGUCCUACCUUUCUUACAUUCCUGAUUAGCUUCAGAGCAUCAAGCAACAUCUGAACUUAGGAAAACCUUUUUUCUGAUUGGAACAUAUUUUCAAAAUGAAAGAAAUGUGCUUAAAAAUUGCAUGGUUUUUUUUGGAUGGCCAUGAGGUUCAGAUGCAAGAUAUUUCAGAUGAAUUUUACCACAAAGAAUAAUGCGCUAAAUGAU
Messenger RNA from Sander lucioperca (pikeperch), 14670 nucleotides. RefSeq names its product one cut homeobox 2 (gene onecut2). Lineage: Eukaryota; Metazoa; Chordata; Actinopteri; Perciformes; Percidae. The record is from RefSeq and is a predicted model, not a curated record. Gene Ontology annotation, cellular component: nucleus. The transcript has 3 exons. The coding region runs from base 517 to 2091 and encodes 524 amino acids. Gene Ontology annotation, molecular function: DNA-binding transcription factor activity, RNA polymerase II-specific; RNA polymerase II cis-regulatory region sequence-specific DNA binding. Gene Ontology annotation, biological process: regulation of transcription by RNA polymerase II.